UCAGUCAGCACCGCAAAUAUGUGUUCCAAUAAUAACGAAAAUCUUCCUAUCGAACAAUUAGCUGCUAUGCAACAACAACAAAUUCAACGCUUAGAGGAAUUGUUAGUUUCUCACUUACCACCCUCUUCAACUUUGGGCCCACCUUUUGAUGAUCACAUGGAUGACAGCAACGGUGCAACCUCUCUCCACUCCAUUGGUAUUCAUCCUACCUACAAUUGGACACCCUCGUCCAUCCUCUCUGAGGUUUUGUCUUUGGAUAAGGCUAUUUUUACUACACCAGCCCUCUCAGAUGACCAACGUGUAAAAAUCAUUGAGCGAUAUCCGACCAUGGAAAAUGUUCAAUAUCAACCGCCGGAUACAAUUCCAGAUGCUGCUCAUCGUAUGAAACCACCAUAA
Messenger RNA from Rhizopus microsporus ATCC 52813, 396 nucleotides. RefSeq lists its product as uncharacterized. Bases 19 to 396 code for a protein of 125 amino acids. The record is from RefSeq and is a predicted model, not a curated record. Lineage: Eukaryota; Fungi; Mucoromycota; Mucoromycetes; Mucorales; Rhizopodaceae. The transcript has a single exon.